Messenger RNA from Populus trichocarpa (black cottonwood), 1676 nucleotides. Its product is annotated as protein WVD2-like 2. The coding region runs from base 166 to 1251 and encodes 361 amino acids. Gene Ontology annotation, biological process: microtubule cytoskeleton organization. NCBI's taxonomy places the organism in Eukaryota, Viridiplantae, Streptophyta, Magnoliopsida, Malpighiales, Salicaceae. The record is from RefSeq and is a predicted model, not a curated record. The transcript is spliced from 7 exons. Gene Ontology annotation, molecular function: microtubule binding.
CAACAUUAAAAAAAAGCUAUCACAACAAAAACCUUCCUUAGCUGUUAAAAAAGCAAAAUCACAGAAAACAUUUUGGCUUUGUUUAUAUUUUUAGAGAGGAAGGGAGAGGGAGAGAGAGAGAGGAGGGGGAGCUCAAGAUCUUCCCAGAUCGGACCUGAGUUUUUGAUGGGGCGGGAACUUAAGUGUGCAGACAUGGAGAAGAAGCCAAAUGGUCUUGCUGUCAAGUUUAAUGGUGUAUCUCAUGAUAGAGUACAUUUUGCUCCUAAACUUUCAGAAGGCGUCAUCAAAGCAAAGGAAUAUGUGGAGAAAGAAACUGCUGAAGAAUCAGAGAAGCAAGAUGUGCUAGGUGUCAAAAGCACAAAUUUUGAUGCUGACGUGUCUGAUGAGAAAGAUGAGAAACCUGAAGCUCAAAAAUCAAGUGAUGAUAGAAAUUCAAGUUCUCCCUCACUAAAAGCUGGUGGUGUUGGAAAUGCUCAUGUCCGUCAAACUGUCCCUCAGCCAUUUGCUCUGGCAACUGACAAACGUGUUGGCAGGAACACUUUCACAAAUUCAAACAAUGCUCAGUCCCCUGCUACUAUGAAGAAUUCACAGCAAAAUUCACCUUCUACAGCAAGGAAGCCAUUGCAACCUGAUAACAAAAAGCGUCAUGAUGAAGAAGAUAGUUGGUCUGUGGCUUCAUCUACUGCUGCUUCUGUGCGAACCGUUAAAUCUGUAACUGUUGGAACAGCCCCCACAUUUAGGUCUGCUGAACGCGCAGCGAAGCGGAAGGAGUAUUAUUCAAAAUUGGAAGAAAAACACCGAGCUUUGGAAAAAGAGCGAAGCCAGGCUGAGGAAAGGACCAAGGAAGAGCAAGAAGCAGCCAUCAGGCAGCUUAGAAAGAACAUGGCGUAUAAAGCAAAUCCGGUACCUAAUUUCUACUAUGAGCCACCUCCACCCAAGGUUGAACGCAAGAAGUUACCAUUGACCCGACCACAAUCACCAAAAUUAAACAGGAGAAAAAGCUGCAGUGAUGCAGUUCAAACAUCUCAGGAAGAAGUGGGGAAACAUUGUGCUCGCCAUCGCCACAGCAUCGGUAACCACAAAGAUUCAACUGCCACCAGCACUGCCAAAGCUAAGGUUCAGAUCAGCUCACAGACUGCUAAUGGCAUUCGCAAAGUCACAGGCCGAUCUAAACAGGAACGUGUUACAGCAGAAGCAGUUCCCGAGAAGACUGCUGAGCCGACAAAUGCAGACAUCUCUGUUCAGUCAUGAACUGCUGGUUCUUACUAACUCUUUAAGUGGGAAAACAUCUUGAAUUUCUUAAGUUAUCAUAUUGGAUGCUUCGAGAGGAGAUAGCCUGCUUCUUUUCAGCUGCGAUGACCUUUUCUUCUUGUUUUUUUUUCCAAGUGGUUUGUGUCUCUGAAUUGUAUAUGUUUUGUAAGUUAUAUCAGUACAUAUCAUGUUAUAUAUCGAAAGAGUUACUGAUUCUAAUAUGGACCAAAUCUGUUGUUCUCAUCUGAUUUAUCGUCACCCAAGAGGUUUUCCUGCCUAUGUUAUUUGGAAACUCAAGUUAUUAGUUCUGAUCUUAUCAGUUGUUAGUUGUUUUCCUCAUUUUGAAACAUUAACUAGUAGAACCUGUACUUCUUUCGUAACUUCUAUAUUAAAUUGUACACGGUGCCAGGUUCUUGAUGUUUGAA